Messenger RNA from Melampsora larici-populina 98AG31, 714 nucleotides. RefSeq lists its product as uncharacterized. The record is from RefSeq and is a predicted model, not a curated record. NCBI's taxonomy places the organism in Eukaryota, Fungi, Basidiomycota, Pucciniomycetes, Pucciniales, Melampsoraceae. The transcript is spliced from 5 exons. Bases 392 to 550 code for a protein of 52 amino acids.
UAGAAAUCAAAUGGAAUUUGGUGUUAUUGACUCACUGCAAAAUCUGAAGAAAGGAUAAAUGAGAGGAUUGAUUAUAGUGUACUUUCCAAUGGUUUACAUUUUUCAAGAUCGAAGUGAUUUAACUGCAGGGUGAUUGGAGUCAUAAAACUUAAUGUAUGCAAGAUCUUAUCCUUACUUGUGUGCUAGAAUUUGAUGAGGAAGAAUGACGAUGAUAUUGUUGCUCAAGAAUGAUUGCAAUAUCAUUUGCGGCGUAUGAAGGAAUAUGAAGAAUACCAUCAUGAAGGUAAGGUAACCUAUUUUAACUUGACCAACUUGCUCUCUGCCUUCUAACUUGAAAAUACAAUCAUGCAGAAGAUAUGUCCAGACCUCAUCACACAGCCAAUAAGUUGAUAUGUGCCCCUUAAUUCCGCACUUCGAUCCGAUCUGGAUCAAUCAGACUUUAGAUGCCAACUGCUUCAAGACCGUCAAAGACAAUUGUGAUCCAACCCGGACUAAGAACGCUAAUAUUGAGUACCUUCGGAUCUUUCUCCUUGGUACCCAAUCCAUUUGAUAAAGCGUAAAGCUAAGCUGCUUCAUUGCCACCCAAGAUCUCAUUCUUUGAGUCGUAUCCUGAAUCUUCCGAUGUGUUCAAUGCGCCCCUGUAUAUAUAUAUGUGACUUCAUAACCAGUCAAUGGUGGCCAGGUUGUACCGAGAGCAUCCUAGUCCUUGACUAU